AUGGAAAAAUCGGUGGGACAAAGUCAUUUAAAUUUUCAAGCAUCUUCAAUUUAUUUUCAACAAAUAUUAUUUGACAUUUUACCUCAAAAACCUAUUUUCUCUUCAACUUUAUUAAAAUUACAUGUUAAUUUGGAAAAUUUCAAUGAUUGUCUUUAUUUACUCAAUGGUCGUUUCAAUCAACUUCGUACAUUUCAUGUUAAUAUUUCUACUAUUCGUUCACAUCGCACAAUUGAUAAUAACAAAAAAUUAUUUAAUUUAAAAUCUUUUUCAUUAAGUUAUGAUGUAAAAACAUCUGUUUAUGAUGAAUUAAUUGUGCCAUUUUUACAACGUAUGUCAAAUUUUAGAAAAACUUGGUCUAUAUCUAUUGAUUGA
Molecule: messenger RNA, 372 nt
Organism: Rotaria sp. Silwood2
Lineage: Eukaryota; Metazoa; Rotifera; Eurotatoria; Philodinida; Philodinidae
Source: the annotation of a GenBank genome assembly